Messenger RNA from Spirodela intermedia, 102 nucleotides. NCBI's taxonomy places the organism in Eukaryota, Viridiplantae, Streptophyta, Magnoliopsida, Alismatales, Araceae. The record is from the annotation of a GenBank genome assembly.
AUGAGACACCUGAAGCACACUAGAUCCAUCUGCGAAUAUAUGGAGAAAUUUUUGAUCUUGCUGCUGAAGCUACUGAGGACGGAUGAGGAUGACAAACUUUAG